This is a messenger RNA of Polypterus senegalus (gray bichir), 1953 nucleotides long. RefSeq lists its product as uncharacterized. The coding region runs from base 321 to 1835 and encodes 504 amino acids. Gene Ontology annotation, molecular function: metal ion binding. Lineage: Eukaryota; Metazoa; Chordata; Cladistia; Polypteriformes; Polypteridae. The record is from RefSeq and is a predicted model, not a curated record. The transcript has 8 exons.
UGUAGGAAGUUCCGCUCCUAAGAGGAGGUUUUCUUUCUCCGCUUGAAAAACAUGUUUUUUAUUUUUAAGUUUAAUUAGAUUUAAGGUAAUCUUUUUGAAUUUGAGCACCAAGCGACAGCGAGCAAACAAUACAUUCUCGUCAUUUCAUAUUACGGCGACACUGUAGUGAGACGUUUAAUACCAGAAAAGACAUCGCUGAUUCCUGUAUAUUUUUGUAGGCAUCUUCUCCUGCCGCGAUAAUAAAUCUGUAAGAAACUGGAAGCUGACCGUUUUUUUUUUGUUGAUUUCUUUUACUUUCAGUCAAAGUAAAACUCUGCAGGAUGGCCCAGCCACAGAAUGUUGACUGUUUCUACUUUCUCCAAGGACAAUGUAAGCAGAAAAGGUGCAGUUUUCAGCACCGUGAUCUCGCUUUGAAUACAGAUGAAAUUUGUGAAACCUGGAGGCGAACAAAGAAUUGCCGGAAUAAACAGUGCACUGACAGACAUAUCGACCAGGAGGCCUUAAGAAGAUUUUUCCCGUGUCAAUUGGAGAAGAUAAUUGGGGAGUGUAAAAAUGAAAGCUGUCUACAAUAUCAUGAAAAGCAUCGUACCAUUUAUGAUGAUGGUGCUUUAAGUUUUACUUUACCUCCAAACCCAGUUCCAAGAAAAGCUAAAAGCCAGUGGGGUAAAACAGAAUUUUCAAAAACAAACCACAUUGCGACACAGAAGUUGGUGAGAAGUGCAUCUCAGUUCAUUACUGAGACUUUGAUAUUUGUUCGUUCUGUUGUCAAAGAUGGGAAGCUCAGUUCUGAAAGAGCAAAAAUGUAUAUAAAAGAGAUGAUGCAUGCAGUUUUGUUUUUAUUACAUAUCAACAUGCCAUCCAUUCAGCCCAAUGAAGUCAUGCCAGAGAAAAUGCUGGAGACUUUGACCAAACUUUACCAUGAUGUGUUUUACAUGUAUAAGACUCAUCUUCCUUUGAGGUCACCAUAUUCAGUCCUGCUGGAUUUGGUUGUUGAAAGCUUCAACCAUGAUGAAGAAAUGGACAUUCUUGACUGCCUUUGGGGACUAAAUGAGAAAAUGCUUAUACCAAGGGUGAAAAAUGAAGAGCAGAUGUGUGGAAAUGACUUUGCUUUUGCCUCUCGCGUCAUCAGUUAUUGUUAUUUUGAAGAUGUGAUUACGAAUAACAGAACCAAAAAGUAUUUUGGAGCUUCAAUUGCCUGCAAAGGUAAAGUUCAAAGAGAGAUCCUCAUUGAUGUGGCAUGUAUGAGGACAUGGAAUCAGAAGGUGGCUAUUGGUGUAACUACUGCUACCAUUAAGGGAAACAAGCCCCUGCUGUUGCCUCCAAAUGUCCAUUCUACUGCAUAUCGCAUGAAAAACAACCCUUUGUGGAGAAAUGGAAAUGAGGUAGUGCGGUCAUUGGAAACAAGUUCCUCUGAACAGGCAGAUUUGAAGUUGAGACCAAUGGAGGGCUAUUUGCCAAUGCCUCCUUGCAACAGAUGUCUUGAAAUAUUUCCUAAUAUCACAUUUAAUCCAACAAGAAUGGAAGAUAAUCAUCCUCCAAAAUGGGAGCAUGGAAACUGUGCUGAAUGUGAAUCUGUAAGUAAACUGCUAAAUGCUGACAGGAGCCUUGAUAUGAGAGUGGCAAUACCUAGUGACUCCAGGUUUUGUGCAAAUAUACCAUGUUCCUCAAUAAUCCUGUUUAGAACAUUUUUUGACUUGUUAAUGCAUGAAAGAAAGAAAAGGUUAAUUACUAAUCUGAAAAAGACUAAAUUUGAGUUGGGAGAACCUCUUUUUUGUUUUGAUCCAUCCUUUUGCAAUAACAGUGCUGCCCUUGUCCCAGUUCAGCCUGUCAACUAGCAGCAUUGCUGAUGAACAGAGCUUUUUAAUCUUCAAAUGUGUUAUUUAACUUAAUGUAUUUUAAUUUACAUAUUUAGGCAUACUGUGUGUGUGUGUCUCUCUCUCGUGCGCCUGUGUG